AGAAAAAUAAUGAGGAGCAAGAUAAUUUGAUAAAGACUCGUGAAAACUCUCUGACCGAUCUUGGCAAGAAAAAUAAUCAAUUAGAGCAAGAAAAAAGAGACGUCGUUCAGCAAUUAACCUCUAAAACCAGUGAAUACCAAGAAUUAUCCGCCCAACGGGAAAGAUUAGUCCUGGAUAUUCAACGCUACGAGCAAGACCAAGUCACCACCCGUAAUCACUGCGGACAAUUAGAAAAGGAAAAAAAACAAUUAACCACUGAAAAAGAAGAAUUAAAAACUAAACUUAACCAAAAAGAGCAGGAAUUAAAAGAGACUAAAACUGCUAAUACUGAAAAAAUUAGAGAACUAGGAGAGCAAAUUAAACAAUUGCGGGAAAAGGCUCAAAACAAAGAUGUAGAAUUAGCCACUAAAACCCAAGAAAUUAUCAAAUUAGAUGGGGAAACUAAUAAAAAAGAUAAAAGUAUUGCUGCCCAGAAAGACCGGAUUAUCCAAUUAGACCAACAAUUAAAAACAACCCGCACUGAAUUAGGCGAACAGAUUAAAACCAAUCAACAAUUAGUCGGAACUAUUGAGACUAAUCAGCAAGCAAUUGAAGAACUAAAUCAGCAAUUAACUGCUCAAAGGGAAGAAAAUCAAAAUGUUCGCAACACGUUAACAAAUAAAUUGUCCCAAGAUGCCACUAUUUUAGCCCAGCAGUUGGAACAGGGCAAAAUUAUUGAAGAAUUAACUAAUAAAUUACAAUUGGAGGAGGAAAAUAGAAAGAAUUUGGAGCAGGAAUUAACUAAAACUAUUGAUCAAAAAUUAGAAAACAUUAAAACUGAAUUGCAAGAAAAAGUCAGUUCAAUUACGGCCGACGAUUAUAUCCAAUCCCGCGAAUUAUUGGAUAAUUUAACCUAUUUACAGCAAGUCCAAGACAAAUUGGGAGUUUCUUCGGUAAACGAGCGGUUAGAAGAAUUAUUAAGCCAGGAAACCAAAUUAAAAGAAUGGGAAAAAGAUUGCGGGGAAUUAACUCCAUCAACAUUAAUUACCCAAUUAGCCGACAAUAAAACUUUCUACGAAGAAGAAUUAAAAAACCGAGAACAAACUAUUGCCAAUUUAACUACUAAAAAGCAGGAAUUAAGCGAUAAAAUAUCAGAUUUACAAACCAGUUUAAGAGUUCAAAAAGAAAAAGUGGAGCAGUUGGAGCAGGCAAAGAAAAAAAUCACGGCUGAGAUAGGAACGCAGACGGACACUGCCCCAAUUACUUCUUGUAAGGAAGAAGGAUUAUUUACUUAUUUGCUAAGUGAAUUGACCGAUGCAACUGCAGAAUUAGUUUUUAUUCCGGUUAAUCAGCCUAACUUCCAUUGGUCGCUUCUGUUAGAAGUUCCUAAUCAUCUUACUGGUCAGCACUUUUUAGCCCGGCAUAAGAUUAGGCAGAAUAAUGGUUCUGAUUGUGGGGUAGCCGUAAUCGCUAUAAUUGAGAGAAUUAGAGAUAAAUAUAAUGGAGAAAUGGGGAGUAUUGAAUUAGGGAAAUUUGAUUUUAAGCAAGAAAGAAAAAAAAUAAGAAGACAAUAUUUAAAAGAAAAUGAAUAG
This is a messenger RNA of Racocetra fulgida, 1571 nucleotides long. The record is from the annotation of a GenBank genome assembly. NCBI's taxonomy places the organism in Eukaryota, Fungi, Glomeromycota, Glomeromycetes, Diversisporales, Gigasporaceae.